GAAGACUUCGAUGUGGCAUCCGUGACGACGAGACACUCCUACUUCUCGGAAGGCGUCCCUGAUAAGGCCCAUAUCCUCUACCCUCCGAACCGGAUCUUGCACGAUCGCCAUGCCAGACUCUUUGAGGGCAGGCUGAAGGAGCUUUCAACGUUUACGGGCAUGUUCAAGCUGAAGCAGGAUGUUGAGCUGCACAGAGAGAUGCUCAGUGAAAGCAAAUCAGUACAGUUCGCGACCAUGCCCUGCUAG
Molecule: messenger RNA, 246 nt
Organism: Symbiodinium sp. CCMP2456
Lineage: Eukaryota; Dinophyceae; Suessiales; Symbiodiniaceae
Source: the annotation of a GenBank genome assembly